Aplysia californica (California sea hare) is the source of this 1444-nucleotide messenger RNA. Its product is annotated as sodium- and chloride-dependent taurine transporter. Gene Ontology annotation, cellular component: membrane. Gene Ontology annotation, biological process: sodium ion transmembrane transport. The record is from RefSeq and is a predicted model, not a curated record. Gene Ontology annotation, molecular function: L-amino acid transmembrane transporter activity. Lineage: Eukaryota; Metazoa; Mollusca; Gastropoda; Aplysiida; Aplysiidae.
AUGCCUACUCUCCAACAAAAAAAGGCAGAAGAUGAAGAAAGAAAGAAAGCUCCAGCUGCAGAGGAAGAAGCCCACUCCAAGGCUUUUCAGCCCGUCCGUCAGUUUGUGGAAGAACAUGUCACUGCGCUGGCCCUUGUUAAGAUUAGUCUUUUGAAAGAGAUGUAUUGCACUUUCAUGCAAACAAAUUGUCCAGAGUUUUACAAGUACUACAAGGCAUACAAGUUGAAGGAGAAACUUGUGAAGCACUUCCAGUCCAGGAUCAACUUCUGGCAGAGAUAUUCUGGGACAAGUGAUCUCGUGUACUCUGAUGAAAUUCCAACUGGGCAGAAUUCUAUUCUUGGACUCUAUGCAUUCUUUGGAGGUGAGGAGACUAGCGCUUUUGUCCAGAAAGGAAAGGCGAAGUCGCUCUCCAUUCUCCACAAGCACCCAGAGUUUGCUGUUUCAUUCAAGGAGCUGAGAACAUCCGAAACUGUUUCUUCAGAACUGUUUUCCAAUCUGGAAAACCAGUUGCAAGAGACAAGCACUCAAGCGAGGCAGAACCUGACCCUGAACACUGACCCCUUGACGUCAUCCGAGAACGUCACCACACGUCUGGCUUGGGACCCAUUGUGGAGGGUGACCACCUUACAUCGCUCACCAGGACUACAGGAGCCCGGCCGCGCUGUGACGCACGUGUUCCUCUCCGUGCUGCUCACCCUCGCCCUCGCCGGCCUCAUUCUUAUCCCGGGACUUCGCCGCUCAGCAAAGCUUCUGUGUGUGCUCACCUCCGUUAUGCUGAUGGUUGCACUGGCCGUGCUGGUGGGGGCGGGGAUAAACGGAACGGCAGCCAGUGGUGUGGCGUCUCUGCUUUAUCCUAACUUCCAGACAUUGACCAACCCUCGGGCCUGGUUCUCCGCCGUCAACCAAUCACUGCUCACCCUGGGUGUCGGGGUCAAUGUCCUGCCGGUGCUGGCGUCAUAUCGUCGUUAUAACGGGGACACCUCACGGUGUGCUGUAACCGUGUGCUGUGUGGCUGUGUUCUGUCACGUGAUGUGCUCCAUGUGUGUCGCUGCUGUGUUACGAAACAACCUCCAUGACACAGUGAGGGAACAGGGCUCAGACCCGUCGUUUCUGUUCACGGCCCUGCCCUAUGAGCUGUCCACCUUCUCCCUGCCCACCCUGUGGACAUCGCUUUUCUUCAUCGUCGUUUUCCUCACCUCGCUCACCUCAGCUGUCGUCUUCCUGGAGAGUGUGGUGACCUCUGUUUUGGACCUGAGGGUGGAGCUAUCCCGGUGGAGAAUCCUGGUGAUGGCCGGCGUGCUGAGCGUGUGUCUACUGCUGGCGAUACCCCUGUGUACACAGGGUGGCGUAUUCAUCUUUCAGUUGUUUCACUGGGUCACACAGAGUGGAAUCUUCCUGAGCCUCAUCUGUGUGCUGCAGUGUUGUGUGGUCGCUUUUGUCUAUG